Molecule: messenger RNA, 1367 nt
Organism: Blepharisma stoltei
Lineage: Eukaryota; Ciliophora; Heterotrichea; Heterotrichida; Blepharismidae
Source: the annotation of a GenBank genome assembly
AUGAUCAAAAAUGAAGACCAGAACUCAACACCCAAAGUAAGGCAGUAUUUUUAUUUUUUUAAAGUGCUAUUGCUGCUAUAUUUGGGGAUUCUAAUAGUAAUUUCUUUUGGGACUCUGCAUUUAAGAAGCUUCGAGACGUCUUCUGAGGUAUAUAAGUCAUUCACGAAUUCUGCCUAUCUCCAGCUUUCAAAACUAUUUUAUUUUUAUAUUUUGAUUAUAUCAGGAUAUAUUUUUUUAAAAAAAUAGAGAUAAUUAAAUAUAUAUAAAUUAUCAGAAUUAGGCAUUUUUGGUCUUAUAGAAUAUUUUUACACAGUAUCAGUAGUUCUGAGAUUCAAAGACAAAGAGCUACGAGACAAAACAGAAUCAAGUCUAAAUUUUAUCUCUUAUAUUGGAUAUGGAUUGGUCCUAUUUCUUGUAGGACCAAACAUUACACUGAUGAGCACAGAAGAUGGUUCAAAAAUAAAUUCAUUAUUAUUCAACUUUUUUGCAUUUACAAUUCCAUAUGUGAUAGUUUUACAUUAUUCUUAUGUGGAGAAAGGAUUUCUUAAAGACAUUUCGCUAACUCCCCCCCCCCCCUCCGUGAGCGAACAAAACCAUUAGAAAAAUCGCCAUUUUUUGACCAAAAACCCACCCUCCGUGAGUGAACAAAAAUUUUUUUAAUAGAAAAAAUUUUAAUGGAAAAAAAUUUUGAUAUAUAAAGUGAUAAUUAGUAUAAUGAAAUCUAGAGCUAAUUCUGUUUAAUUUUAAACAAAUUGCGUUUUAAAACAUAAAUUUUGCAAAUUAAAUUAAUAUUUGCUUCCUAAUUUUUGCAAAUUAGGAUUUUUUUUAAAUUUCGAAAAAAAUAUUUUUUAUAAAAUUUAUAUAUAAAUUUUUUUUUAAAAAAAAAAAUUAACCCCCCUCCGUGAGCGAACAAAAUUUUUUUGUUCGCUCACGGAGGGGGGGGGGGGGGAGUAAGCUGAGAUAGCAUAAAGUACUGGGAAUGGUACCAUCAGUCUGUAGUUGUGCUGGUUUUAUUGGGAAUUUUAGGAUCAGUUGGGUAUCUUUUAUACUUAUUAUAUUUAGACAAUAAAAUUAUCGAAUAUGCUAUUACGUAUAUCAUUGGGAUUAUAAUAGUGACCAUAUUAUUUUGCAUCCUUAAAAGGUGUUACAAAUUGCAGCUACCUAAAUAUAUUCUGGGAAUGAUGAUUUUACCUCUCACAGGGACUCAGCACAUAUUUUCAGCAAUUGUCCAAGGGAUAGCUUUAGGCCUUUAUACAGAAGGAAUUUGCCGAUGGGGUUUUGAGUCCUUUAUAGUAAGGUCGCUAAGGCAUACCCACCCUCAAGGAGAGAUCUGAAGCACUAAAAAAUUUUCUAGUAAAUUUAAUUAA